UGAAUGGUGGCCACCCCCAUUGUCUCCCCGGCAAACUAGUCUGGUGCCAAUGUAUCCUCUUGCACCAGUCCUAUCAUCAUCACUUAGCCGUUUCCAGGUUUCAAUCAACAAUGUAGAUUGAGUGUAGGUCCCUUUUCCUUCUAUCAUUUCGGACCGUCGAUCAUGUCCACUCCGGGACUUGGAAGAGAGCUUUGUAUUUUGCUCAUCUUUUUUUUAGGCGAUUACCACUUUAUCCUGUCCAGUCAUGAUUGAACCAUCUUUAAAAGGUGAUUUACAAUUGGGCUUUUCUUCCAUAUACUAUGCUACUACUUUCCAAUCACUGGAAAUCAGAAAAUAAGGUCGAAUUAACAGUCAAGUUUGACCCUUGAGCAGCACUUUGAGCUUAUAACAAUUGGUCUUUUUGUACAACUGUUGAAGUAUACACAGAAGCAGCAUAUUUUAAUGGAGUGUUCAUUAGGAUAUGUUGCAGCAGUCAAAGAAAGGUAAGUUAAUUGUAGAAGGUGUGGGGAAAAAGUCAUGAAAGGAAGAGUUAUAAAGAAAUUGAAAUCCAUCCCAACCAUCAGCUCCCUUAGCUUGGUGUUUCGAACUCCCAGUUUCUCAGAGCGAUACUUCCAAACUCCAUUGCCAUCAUCUUCAAAAGAAUCCGGGCAAGAUAGCCAAUCAGAGCAAGAGGGUUACUGUAACAGCUCCACUGAGGCCAUUAUUAUUAAGGAUGGUGAAGAGCAAGAUUUACAGGGUCCUGGGCCAUGUUAUCAGAAUGUCAAAGAAGAUGCUAGAUCAAAGAAAACUGAGUCCCCUGCUGAAAAUUCUCUGGUGGAAGCUGGUGAAUCAGCUGAUGAUCUGCAGGAAGUGAACAUCAAAAAUGAAAAGGGCUGCCCUGAAGAAGAAUCAAAUGUUCAAUUGUUGCAAGAAUUUGAAGAAAAAUGUCCUCCCGGAGGAAAUGAAUCCGUUGUUUUCUACACGACAAGCAUGAGGGGAAUCAGGAAAACGUUCGAAGAUUGCAAUGCAGUAAGGUUUCUGUUGGAAAGCUUUCGAAUUGAGUACAAGGAAAGAGAUGUUUCCUUGCAUUUGGAGUACAGAGAUGAGCUAUGGAAGGUUAUGGGAAACAGGGCAGUUCCUCCAAAGCUAUUCAUCAGGGGAAGAUACAUUGGAGGAGCUGAUGAAGUAGUUGGAUUGCAUGAAAGGGGAAUGUUGAAGAAGCUUCUUCAUGGGAUUCCUCGGACUCCAAACAAUACAGCUUCUUGCAAAGGUUGUGCCGGAGUUCGAUUUGUUCUGUGUUUCACCUGCAAUGGAAGCCGGAAGAUUGUCAUCAACCGUGAUGAUGAUGAUGAAGUGGUGUCUAGAUGCCCGGAUUGCAAUGAGAAUGGAUUAGUCAAGUGCCCCAUUUGCAACUUGAUCGACAAAUGAAUUUAACCUUUUAUAUGUUCUUUAGGAAUGUUUGAUCUUGAUCCUGUGUAUAUAAUUAAGAGCUUCAGUUAAUUUCAUGUCCUAUCGUCCUGAUCAAAAUCUCAUAUCCAAUUUCCAGUACCUGCAUAUUUACUUAUCGUUGCUUUUCAACUCUUUGCGAAAGCAUUAAUAUUCUGGAGAACGCUUUCGAUUUCGUUUUAGUUGUAUGGAAGUUAUAUAUGUUCAAUUGUUAGUAUAAAUGAAUUUGUAUGGACUAUGGAGUUUGCAUUCAGGAAAC
Molecule: messenger RNA, 1684 nt
Organism: Oldenlandia corymbosa var. corymbosa
Lineage: Eukaryota; Viridiplantae; Streptophyta; Magnoliopsida; Gentianales; Rubiaceae
Source: the annotation of a GenBank genome assembly